AUGCUAGAGAAGCUGGACGCCAUGAAUUCUCGAUUGAAUUCCCCUGUUCGCUCUGCUGAAGCGAGCCCAUUGGGGUUCUCCGACCAGGAAACUGAGCGCUCUUCGAUCCUUCUCCUGGAGUUACAAUCUCCUAUUGAAACAGCGUGGCCGGAUUUAAUGUCACGGUUGGAGAAGCUGAGGACAGGAAGGUACCUCUCAUACAAGAACGGGACACGGCGAGUUUUGAGACCGGUCACCGUCGUUAUUUCAAGCACAGACCUACCUUAUCUGGAUCGAACCAACGUUGGAGAAUCAGACGUUAUUUUCUUUGACACCUCACUGAAAUCGUUGACUCGAACGCAUUACACAGAAGGUGGUGAGGGAACCGAUGGCGACAGCGAAGCCGCAAACCAUGGUAGAAAAGCCGUUCUGGCAGGGAGCGUUAUGGCAACUGCCGAUUUCCAAGCAUCUGUCGGCCUCCCCCGUCGCGGUCGAUUCUCCAAAGAGCAGAUUGAGUUGAUUCGGGCUCAAGUGCGUGCUGCUCACCAGCAUGGACUGCUGGCACGUUAUACCGGCAUUCAGUGCCACCCGCGGCGAUUGCGCAGGUUGAUCUUGCGAGUACUAGCUCAGGAAGGGGUUGAUUUAAUUGACAAUGACCAGAAGGAUUGCGAGCGACCGUGA
Aspergillus udagawae is the source of this 660-nucleotide messenger RNA. RefSeq lists its product as uncharacterized. The transcript has a single exon. Bases 1 to 660 code for a protein of 219 amino acids. Lineage: Eukaryota; Fungi; Ascomycota; Eurotiomycetes; Eurotiales; Aspergillaceae. The record is from RefSeq and is a predicted model, not a curated record.